AUGGACAGAAAAAUUAUACCAGGGCACUUUGAACCCCCCGGGGACGACUCAUUCCUCGAUCACACGCCACCUCCAGCCUACACAAGUCUUCCGACCAUUGCGAGCGAGAGGAACUUGCUAGAUAUUGCAGAGCUCCCUGGCGAUUUCCCUCUGCUUGGAGAUACCGUCGAAUUCGGUGCCAACACCAAAGGUGAUGGUAGGGUGGAAAUAGAUUGCAACUCGAGGCUCUCACGUUCGCUUACAACGUUGUACCACGCGCACGCUCGGCGGGUCUCCAAGACCCCAUUGCCUGAGUAUCCCACUGCCGCUGAUGCGGUGCCGCAAUCUACUGCGUGGGCUACGAAGCUCAACAUCGUCAUCCAAGUUGUCGGCAGCCGAGGAGACGUUCAGCCUUUCAUCGCACUCGGUACCGAGCUCCAGCGGUACGGUCACCGUGUCCGCCUGGCGACCCACGACAUGUUCGGCAACUUUGUUCGAGAUUCCGGUCUCGAGUUCUACCCAAUCGGUGGAAACCCAGCCGAGUUGAUGGCCUAUAUGGUCAAGAACCCUGGCCUGAUCCCCAGCAUGCGAAGCCUCGUAGCCGGCGAGAUACAGAAGAAACGCGACAUGGUCGAGGAGAUGCUGGGGAAGUUUUGGGACUCUUGCUUGCAGAAGGAUCCUGUGACGCGGGAGCCCUUUGUCGCGGAUGCCAUCAUUGCUAACCCUCCCAGCUUUGCCCACAUACACUGCGCCCAGGCCCUUGGUGUACCGGUCCACCUCAUGUUCACUAUGCCCUGGAGCAGCACUACAGCCUUCCCACAUCCGUUAGCCAACCUGACUAACGUGCGUGGCGAUGUUGGAAUCGCUAAUUACAUAUCCUACGAUGUUGUGGAAUGGAUGACAUGGCAAGGGCUUGGUGACAUAAUCAACAAAUGGCGCAAGUCUAUUGACCUGGAGGAAGUAGCUAUGUUUGAUGGUCCAAUGCUGACACGGGCUCUGAACAUUCCGUUUACGUACUGCUGGUCACCAGCACUGGUACCGAAGCCAGCGGACUGGCCUUCACAUAUCGAUGUCUGUGGAUUCUUCUUCCGCGACACUCCUGAAUUCUUACCCCCUUCUGACCUUGUCCGCUUCCUUGACGCUGGCCCUCCGCCGGUCUACAUAGGAUUUGGCAGCAUCGUGCUGGAAAAUCCAGACAAGAUCGUCAAUACGAUACUGGAUGCUGUUCGUGCUACUGGGAUCCGUGCCAUUAUCUCGAAAGGAUGGUCUGAUCUAGCCGGCUCAGCUUCCGAAGAUGUCUACUGGAUCGGAGAAUGCCCCCACGAAUGGCUUUUCCAGCACGUCUCCGCUGUAGUCCAUCACGGAGGUGCAGGCACCACAGCUUGCGGCUUAAAGAAUGGAAAGCCCACCAUUAUUGUGCCGUUCUUUGGAGAUCAGCCAUUCUGGGGAGAAAUGGUCGCCAAGGCGGGUGCAGGGCCCAGGCCUAUACCUCACACGGAGAUGACCGCAGAUUUACUUGCCGAAGGGAUACGCUACUGUCUCUCAAAUGAAGCUGUAGCUGCAGCCGCAUCCUUGGCGGCUAACAUGGAGUCUGAGAGAGGGGUGAGAGCCGCUGUUCAGUCAUUCCAUCGACAGCUCCCUCUGGAACGGAUCCGGUGCGAUCUAAUUCCGGAGCAUCCAGCUGUAUGGGUGUACAGCAAAUCGAAACCCCCGAUUAAGCUCUCCAAGAUUGCUGCGGAGAUUAUACUGGUGAAUACACCAGCGGAGUCUAAACAUAUGAAAAUGUAUCAAAGCAAUCCCCUGAUUAUCGAGACCACGCGGUGGGAUCCUAUUUCAGGUGGAAGCUCAGCAGUUACGGCUACGGCAGUAGAUCUGGCUGGGUCUGUUACCGGUAUAGUCUCAAAACCUAUCGGUGAAUGGCGAGGCGAUCGCCGGCGGCGUGCCUGGGAUCUGAGAAGUCUCGAUCGUCAGAACGCCUCUGCCGUUGACCAUAGCAAGGAUGAAACGAGCAGCGCUGAUCUUGAUCGCCGUGUUUCCACCGAAUCCGAUCCAACAGGAAGCCCUCAAGCAAAGCGUCAGGGCUCACUCGCAGGAAGGAUGGCCGCUGCGUCCGCUAAGAGCAUCGGUUCUUUUGUGCCAACCGCCCUAAAAGGUAUGAUGGUCGACUUCCCGCUUGCUCUCACUGAAGGCAUGAAGUCUGUACCGAACAUAUACGGAGGCACUGUACGUGACAACGGUAAGGUCACAGACGCCAAGAGUGGGGUGGUAGUAGCAGGCAAGACAUUUGCCUGGGGCUUCAUUGAUGGUCUCGGUGACGUUGUGGUACAGCCUUAUAAGGGUGCCAGGAAAGAAGGCGCCUUGGGAGCCAUGAAGGGGGUAGGGAAAGGACUCACCGGUUUGGCAACCAAGAGCGGAGCUGGUAUGUUUGGAAUACUUGCGUAUCCUACUAGUGGCAUCAGCAAGAGCUUGUGGACCGCCAUACACAGUGGUACCCGGAAAGAAGUAGCUGUGCAAAGGCAUGCGGAGGGGGUUUGGAUGGUCAAGACGGGUAAGGCUACCCCUACGAAUAUUGAAGACGUCGUCUCUGCUUUUACCCGUCUGCGAUAG
This is a messenger RNA of Penicillium hordei, 2586 nucleotides long. Its product is annotated as glycosyltransferase. The record is from RefSeq and is a predicted model, not a curated record. The transcript is spliced from 6 exons. Gene Ontology annotation, biological process: carbohydrate metabolic process. Gene Ontology annotation, molecular function: UDP-glycosyltransferase activity; hexosyltransferase activity. The coding region runs from base 1 to 2586 and encodes 861 amino acids. NCBI's taxonomy places the organism in Eukaryota, Fungi, Ascomycota, Eurotiomycetes, Eurotiales, Aspergillaceae.